Molecule: messenger RNA, 2125 nt
Organism: Gymnodraco acuticeps
Lineage: Eukaryota; Metazoa; Chordata; Actinopteri; Perciformes; Bathydraconidae
Product: S100P-binding protein-like
Exons: 6
Coding region: 106-1239 (377 amino acids)
Molecular function (GO): calcium-dependent protein binding
Source: RefSeq, a predicted model, not a curated record
GUGCACGUUAUUUUUCCUGCCACCUGUGCGCGCGUCCAAGAUAUUCAAUCGAAUGAGAUGCGGUGAGCAGGUGGCUUCAUUAGCUGGUGGACUUCCGAUAGUGAAAUGGAUAAAAACGCGAAUUCAACAAACUUCAUUUUCACUAUGCCCGGCACUGACAAGCACUUUAAACCUCUCUCUAAAUAUUCCCGGAUGGUCGCUUGUGAGCAAAAGACAGAUGUCAAUGACCCAAGAAAGUCUGAGUCAAAUCCAUUUGUAAAUUUUGAAUUUGAAUUAAUAAACAAUUCUGACAAAAGAAAAGUAGAGGACUCCUGUAUUGGCGACAGUUAUGAGACUCCAGCAAAAAAGACCUGUAUUCAAAAUGAUUUGUCCCCUGACCUGGGGUACUUCAGCCCUCCUUCAAGAGCAGAUUCAGUUUCCCCUUUUUCCACAUCUUUUGCUGUCCUUUUAAAUGACACAAAAGAUGUGAGCAAGGAAACAAUUGAAACUGUGAGCUCUCCGCUGCAGUUAGAGCAGGUGGAAGGUAAACCCCUGUCCUUAGGAGAGAGGGUGGACAAUGGGACUGUUCUGCACAGAUUGACGUGUGAUGGGGCAGACUCAAAGCAAACUGUGGUACAAGAUGAGGGUCCCGUGGAGUGUUUAGAGGGUGAGGUUGAAGAUGCAUGGAACAUUGGUUCCUCUAUUUCGAACUCAUCCAUGUUUGAAGCCACACCCGCUGGAGAGGAAUUCACUCUUGACACUUCAUACGAGCCCUCAUUACCCCUCCAAGUUCAGGUGAAAUCCGUAGUGGUGAAUCCAAAUCGGCGCACGGAAACGGCAGCACCCACUAAGGUCAUCGUACCCAUCAAAUGGAGCGCAGAGGACAACAGACUUUAUGCACCUGCAGUCAGCAGUGCCAGCACUCAAAGGCCGGUGGUCUUUGUCACGAAGGGGGACUGGGAGCGUGAGAAACGGCUCUAUGUCCAUUCUGUCACAAGGCACAUGAAGGAGCAUCCAGGAGCAAAUAAAGAUGCCAUGAGUGAGCUGAUGACGCUGAUGAACAGUGUGGCUGAUCAGUCACCGGGCGCUGACGGCAAACAGUGGCAGCAUCCCUCCGAUCUGACACGCAGGAACUACCAAAGAAGGCUUGGAAGAGAGACGCCUAAAAUGACCCUACAUGAAUGGAAAACUGAGACCAUUCCAACACGCAAGCGCUUUGCCAAGGUGCCGAAAACAUUUAAACGGAGUUCAUUUUUGUAAGUUAAGGACUUGUGGAACUCCUAAUAAUUCAAAAGGCUGGACUUAAUUUGUGAUUUGUAAAUGUGUGUGUUUCUCUCUGCAAUGUUUGUCCCUGUUAGAGAAAACUAAUGCAUGUUUUAAGGGGUUUGAUAGUGUGUGAAUUAUGCUAAGAAACAAGCACCCACUUGUUUCAAGCAUCUUAAAUAACAUUCCUUUUUUACAAUAUGAUAAACUAUGCCUGUUUUAAUGUGUAUAUAAGUUCUCUUCUGCUGUUUGAAAUGUAUUUUGUGUGUGUUAAGAAAUAUUCCCAGUUCAUGUUUACUCUGGAUAUGAUUAAAAACACUCCGGCCCUUAUCUGUUCUUGUCUUUUGGGAGACUUGUAUAUCUCCAAAUGUUUCUUCAAAUAAUUCUGAAAGGGUUUGCAGAAUUUAAAGUUUCAAUUGAACACAUUUCAACCCAUUAUCAAUCUUUGUUCACUUUUUGUACUACUUGUCAAGCCUAGUGUUCAGACUGUAGGGCAACAAGUUGGUUUGAAGUGCAAUGCUUUGUAAUUAGUGACAUGAAUGUAUCAUAUUGUCCUGGAAAUGUUUACCAAGAGGUUGUAUCCAGCUUUGAAUAAUAAGCUGUAUACAAUCAUGUAAAUGAACAAUAUUGCACAUUUGAACAAAAACUGAAGAAAUAGUUACAAAUAUUAUAUUACUCCUCUUUAUGACAUAACAGUCAAAAUAGCUUUGUAUUUCUAAUGUUAUUCAAUACAUUUCAUUUGGGGGCUGGCACAGAUGUUGUGCCAGACACAUUUGCAUGCUAUAAGCAGGAAGUAAGUGUUCAUUAAGGGCAGUUCACCCACACCAUAUAAACAUUCAUGAGCCAUACCCUAAAUUGUUAUAUUAAAAACAUUUUCCAUUAA